This is a messenger RNA of Pipistrellus kuhlii (Kuhl's pipistrelle), 2950 nucleotides long. RefSeq names its product poly(A) polymerase beta (gene PAPOLB). Gene Ontology annotation, cellular component: nucleus. Gene Ontology annotation, molecular function: poly(A) RNA polymerase activity; RNA binding. Lineage: Eukaryota; Metazoa; Chordata; Mammalia; Chiroptera; Vespertilionidae. The record is from RefSeq and is a predicted model, not a curated record. Bases 808 to 2733 code for a protein of 641 amino acids. The transcript has a single exon.
CCGGGCCCUGUGGUUUCCGCCAGCGGCCUGCAGGGCAGCCAGGCUGUUUGUGUUUCCAGGGCGGGGAGCGCCCGCUGACAGUGUGGGCGCCAGGUCUCAGGCAUGGAGGGCGUCUAGCAGCACCUCCCGCCUCUCCCUAAGCCGGCUGCACGCCUACCCCUGUGGCAACCCACAGUGUCUAUGGGCAGCGACCCGGGGCCUGGCCCUGGACUGGGAGCCGCGGGUUUCGAUGAGCUGUCAGCCCUCCCAGGCCGCGCCUGGGGCCAUGCUACCCGCCCCCCCCCCCGCCCCAGGCACUCCUGGGGGAGCCGCGGACGCCAGUGUCCUGAGAAGGGUGAGGGGGCAUGCCUUUCCCGGUGGCUUGUUGGGCCUCCGAGACGGAGGAAGUAGAUCUGAGGUCUAAGAAAUGGUGAGCAAGGCAAUAGAUGGUAGGUCAGGGCAAACGUAGAAAAUAGUAAAAAAGCCAAAAACCGAGCGCGCCCCCCCCCCCCCCAAGCGUGAAGCCUGAAUUCCACCGCGGACCCCUGGAAACUACAACUCCCGUGAGGCUCUGCGCGGCACGCAUGCGCCCUGGCAUACGCGGCGUGUGGCAGUUCUAGAACGGCGCGGCGGGUGGAGGGCCCGGGCGCCAUGUUGGGGCCCAGGGGAUAGCGGAGAGACGCUUGAAGCGGCGGGAGCGGAGCGGGAGCGGGUCAGACCUGGGCUGGUAGGAGCCCCGCCCCUCCCGCCUCAGCGGAUCAUGACCCGGGCAGCGGCCACGGCGGUCGCGGUGGCGGGGAACGUGGCGUGGCCGGGCCAGCGCUAGAGAUGAUGCCGUUUCCGGUGACAACCCUGGGAUCACAGCGGACCCCGCCGCCACCCAAGCUCUAUGGCAUCUCCUCCCCCAUCAGUUUAGCCGCCCCCAAGGAGACAGACUGCAUACUUACCCAGAAAUUAAUUGAAACCCUGAAGCCCUUUGGGGUUUUGGAAGAGGAAGAGGAACUGCAGCGCAGGAUUUUAAUUUUGGAAAAAUUAAAUAAUCUGGUAAAGGAAUGGAUAAGAGAAAUCAGUGAAAGCAAAAGUCUUCCACCCGCUAUAAUUGAAAACGUUGGAGGCAAAAUCUUUACAUUCGGCUCGUACAGAUUGGGGGUGCACACGAAAGGGGCCGACAUAGACGCGCUGUGCGUUGCACCAAGACACGUCGACCGAAGUGACUUCUUCACUUCUUUCUAUGCUAAGUUGAAACUACACGAAGAAGUAAAAGACUUAAGGGCUGUUGAGGAGGCAUUUGUGCCAGUUAUCAGACUGUGUUUUGAUGGGAUAGAGAUUGAUAUUUUGUUUGCAAGAUUAGCAUUGCAGACUAUUCCAGAAGAUCUGGACCUAAGAGAUGACAGUCUGCUUAAAAAUUUAGAUAUUAGAUGCAUAAGAAGCCUUAAUGGUUGCCGGGUAACCGAUGAAAUCUUACAUCUAGUACCAAACAUUGACAACUUCAGGUUAACGCUCAGAGCUAUCAAACUGUGGGCGAAAUGCCACAACAUCUACUCCAAUAUACUGGGCUUCCUGGGAGGCGUUUCCUGGGCCAUGCUGGUGGCAAGAACUUGCCAGCUUUAUCCAAACGCGGUGGCGUCAACUCUUGUGCGUAAGUUUUUCUUAGUGUUUUCUGAGUGGGAGUGGCCAAACCCGGUGCUCCUGAAGGAGCCCGAAGAACAAAACCUUAACUUGCCUGUAUGGGACCCGAGAGUGAACCCCAGCGACAGGUACCACCUCAUGCCUAUCAUCACGCCGGCAUACCCGCAACAGAACUCCACGUACAACGUGUCUGUCUCCACAAGGAUGGUCAUGAUCGAGGAGUUUAAGCAGGGCCUCGCUAUCACACAUGAGAUUCUGCUGAGUAAGGCAGAGUGGUCCAAACUUUUUGAAGCUCCAAGCUUCUUUCAAAAGUAUAAGCAUUACAUUGUCCUUCUGGCAAGCGCACCAACAGAAAAGCAGCGGCUGGAGUGGGUGGGCUUGGUAGAAUCAAAAAUCCGAAUCCUGGUGGGAAGCUUGGAGAAGAACGAGUUCAUUACACUGGCUCACGUGAACCCUCAGUCAUUCCCCGCGCCCAAAGAGAACCCCGACAAGGAAGAGUUUUGCACCAUGUGGGUGAUUGGGUUAGUGUUAAAAAAGCCAGAAAAUUCUGAAGUUCUCAGUAUUGACCUCACCUAUGACAUCCAGUCUUUCACAGACACAGUUUAUAGGCAAGCAAUAAAUAGUAAGAUGUUUGAGAUGGAUAUGAAAAUCGAUGCAAUGCAUUUAAGAAGAAAGGAGCUUCACCAACUGCUGCCUAAUCACGUGCUGCAGAAGAAUAAAACGCAUUCGAUGGAAGAUGUCCGAUUGACAGCUCUGAAUGACAGCAGUCUCGACUCGUCCGCAGACAGUGAGAGCAGCGUGUCUGUGCCUUCGCCUACCAGCACGGUGAAGACUGGCCCGGUGACCGGUGCCUCUCAGGGCAGACACAGCCCUGCUCUGGCUGUAAUGGCGGCGUCUGCGACCAGCGUACAGGUUACUGAGGUCACCUUGCAGCAGGCGAACCCCAGCGAGAGCUCGGGGGGUGUGAGUGAGAGCAUUCCUCCGACUGCCCCACAGGUAGCCAUUUCUCCGCCUCCAAAGCCCACGAUCACUAGACUUGUUUCUUCCACACUUCUGGUAAACCACCCGCCCAGGCCUUCCGGGGCCACGGCCACAAACAUAGCUAACCCCAUAGUAGGAGUCUAGAGGACGUUCUCACCGCACAGAGACGGAAGCACCGAGGACGCUGAGAUAGAAGAGGAGCGAUCUUGUGAAGAGACAGUACCCUCCAUCGGAGUAUUCAGACGGCAGCUUCGCUGUUGGCCUGGCAGGAGACAUCCAGUAGCAACCUUUCCAAUACCCCUGCUCUCCCUGCACAUCCUAUUCCUGUUAACAAGACUUCAAUAAAACAGAUUGAACUGAU